AUGCCUUGCUAUGAUUCACAAACAAUACAGCUGGCAAAUUACAUUACGUUAAAGGGCCUCCCUAAAUGGGAGAGUAAUUUGAACAUGGUUCUUAAUAAUCUUGUGAACAAUACGUCAUCAUCAUCAAAUGGUUUCAAUACCUCUGUCUCCGGCCAAACUCCAGAGAGAGUCUAUGGUCUCCUCCAAUGCUGGGGAGACGCAACAGUGGAGGAAUGCUUCAACUGUUCCAACUUGGCAAUAACCAGUGUUCGCCAGGAUUGUGGAAAUGCCAUAGGCGCUAAAGCUUGGCUGCCCAAGUGCUUCAUACGCUACGACAACUAUUCCUUCAUCGGAAUACUUGAUACCAACACAAAGAGAGCUUACAAUGGAGAAAAGGUCACAGUUGACCCUGAUGGGUUUAGUACGGCAAAACAUACUUAA
Molecule: messenger RNA, 420 nt
Organism: Cryptomeria japonica (Japanese cedar)
Lineage: Eukaryota; Viridiplantae; Streptophyta; Pinopsida; Cupressales; Cupressaceae
Product: cysteine-rich repeat secretory protein 38-like
Exons: 2
Coding region: 1-420 (139 amino acids)
Source: RefSeq, a predicted model, not a curated record